Molecule: messenger RNA, 1025 nt
Organism: Musca domestica (house fly)
Lineage: Eukaryota; Metazoa; Arthropoda; Insecta; Diptera; Muscidae
Gene: Aven
Exons: 2
Coding region: 107-949 (280 amino acids)
Biological process (GO): negative regulation of G2/M transition of mitotic cell cycle
Source: RefSeq, a predicted model, not a curated record
ACAAUCGAUACGUAUGUUGUCAACAUUGUGUGCCAUCUCUAUUGAUGACCACCGUUCAGCAACUUCCUGAAAAAUCUCCAAGGAAACCAUCAAAAAACCCCAUAAAAUGGACGGCAAGGACAAUCGAUCGAAAGAAAAACGGCAUAAGAUGAAAACGUUCUAUCGCAACAAGAGCAAGUACUGCAAAACAUCUUCCAGUUCGGAAAAACAUGAUCCAAUUAGAGGCUACGUUGAUGUGGUGGACUCCAGUGAUGAACGUUUUGUGGAUCGCAAUGAGUGGGUCAAGGGUCGUGGCCAACGAGUAGCUACCCAAAUGGAGUAUACCCGCGAUAUGGGCAUAAAUCUGGAAGACGAAGAAAACGAACAAAUGAGAGCCGGCGAUUUCCAUUUGAUGUCGCAAAUGCCUCUGUCUGUUGGCGGCCAUUUUAAAUUCUCUUCGGAAAAACAAUGGGAGCAGGCAGAGAAUGAGGCUUUCCUUGAAAACACCGAAGCAAGUGAAUAUUUUACGCUUAAUCUGAAGCUAAUCAAUGUCGGUGUUCAAACGAUUCCCUUCUAUAAACGCAUGGAUUUUUCCGCAUCCAUGUUUACCAAUGAACAAUUGAUAGGUAUGGAAAAGUCUGCAGAGCUGGCCGAAAAGACUUAUCAGAAUGUUCUAAAGGAACAUAUUGAUAAUCCUCGAAUUCAAAUUAGUUCUGCUAGUCGUAGAACAAAUUCGGCUAAAAGUCAAAAGUCCCAAGCUUCCAAUGCUAAGAAGCCUGCAACAGAAGCUCCUGAUGAGCUGGAUGAACUAUUAAACAUGACUACAGAUCAGAUGUCAAAGGCCAGUGUACAGUCUGGUCGAAAUACACCAGCCACAAAUGCACCAUCUACACCGGGAAAUACUGUUAAGCCAUCCGGAGACAAUAAGGAUGAUAUACAGCAAUGGUUGGAUAAUGUUUUAGAAGAAUAAGUUGAAAAUGUGUAUAUUUGCCUUUUGUGGAUAAUUGUAAAUGAAGGAGAUAUAAAUAAAUAAGAAAAGAGUAGUA